AGUAUAACAGGUGCGACAAGCAAGUUCGACUGCGCGCGAGCGCCAACCUUUAAAGAGGAACGCCUUGAGGCGUAAUCCAGCGCUUUGACGAGAGGGAAAGCCGCUGUCCGCAACAUACAUUUAACUUCUCCUCCGCAUAGCACACGUACACACUACUUAAAAACAUAUACAUACGAUCGAAAAUAGAAUCCCUUGUAAACACCGUGAAAGUAGGUAUCAACACAUCCUCCCAUAAUGAUCCAUAGAUCUUCCGCAUCUUCACAGGAGGACAAGGACGCAGGAGCGCCGUCCUCAUCAACCUCCUCGACUUCUUCCGCGUCUGUGCAGUCUGCUUCGCUCGAAGACAACGAAACGAAUUUGUUUGACCGGUACUCCUUUACGACGGCGUCACCGUGGUCCUCCUCGCCGGUGACCUUCAUGACCGAUUCUAAUGAAUCCACGCCCUCACCAUCACCACCGGGGCUUCCGCCGCCGGCGACGACGGCACAGGACUCUUUCACUCCUGAACAGAGAGCGGAGGAAGGGAUUCCAGCUUUAGUCGCCGUGAGGGAUGAGCUACAACCGGAAGACGUCUACAUACCUUGUGGAACGCAUGACGUUGCUUCUGCGCAGACGACUGCACAGGCGCCGUUGCUACUGUCUUUUCCCAGUUCCCUCUUCUCCUACACGUCGUCCUCUACGACUAGUGAUCCUGCGGUAGGAUCAAGACCAUCGGGUAGUGCCCCCUCUCCUCGACUGUCUCCUUUGUCUUCUCCUAUCACGAGCGACCCAGGAGACGGUUCAGCGCCAACGAUUGCUCUGUCUCCCUCCGACGCGGCGUCGCAAAGUCACAAUUUGCUGCCCUCUUCUUCUUCUACGCCAGAUUCCCCUUUGCUCGACCCCUCCGCUGCCACCAUAGCUGUUAACCCCAACAUGGCCACCACGGCGGUGACCGAGACUUCGCGGCGUGCAUGCUUCGGUGCGAGUCUGCCCACGGCUACCGUGGCACCACAUGAGGAUGCAGAGCUUCUCACCAGGCCGGACAGCGAUCCCGCAGAGUCGCAGACGCAGAAUGCACUGUCACCGAUCUCAAAUGUUGCGGAGCGCAAACAGGACGAAUCGUUGAAGCGCUUGCUGGAAGUUCCAGACGACCUCGUCACCGUGUCCACGUUGCCCACGUCGGUACUCGAUGUCCCGACCGCAUCUAGCUCGUCAGCGGCGCCGCGGGGCUCAGGAGCGUACUGCUCUUCCACUACGACAGCAGCCCACCUAUCGGGGCUGAAAGCGACGCUCAGUGACACGUACGGCUGCCCUUCCCUCUCGCAGUUGGCGUCCGGUUUGCUCUUCACCGAGACUGUCGACACGGCAGGACAGCUGUUGAUGCGGCCUCGUAUUAACGCCGCGGAGUUGGCGUGGACACCGAAGCCGCUGCUCAGCGCUCCGGCGAAGAGGAGGCCGAGGGGUAGGCUGGCACGCACACCAACGGAGACAGAGGCAGCCGAGACGUCCCCGACGGACCCUAAAAAGAAGCCUACAAAGACGGCUGAAACUCCCUCGGAAGCCUCGACCACUGCCACCACCUGCACCUCUCCCAAUCGCAAAAAAGCGGUCGCGAAGACGACGAAGAAGAGGAAGCGCAAGACAGGGUCGGAGAGCGCAGCGGAUUCGAAGUCAUCGGAGGGAGGAAUGGAUAAAAAAGAAGUGGUGGGGAAGGCGUCCGAUGAAAGCAGAAUGGAGACAUCGAAUUCCGCGUUGCUUCAAACAAGCAACGCGAAUAACGCUUGCAUCUCGUCACCGCCACUGGAGACGAGUUCCGCGCCAGCUUUGACGAGUGAGGAAGAUCGGACCAAAACAUGUGCGGCUCCUUCGCGCUCGACAUUGAUCGCUUCCGAGGUCGAGGAGCGUCAUGCAACGCUGACGGUGCAGGCGCCAGUUGGAGGCUUUGGAGAGUUUGAUAUGGAGGAUUGGUCCCCCUCUGAUCGCGUUUUUUCCAACGGCGGCAACGGAAACGUGAGCCCGCUGUCUCAGCUGUCGUUUUUGGUGUCGGAGGACGCAGCCGCGGCAGAGCAAGUCAAAGCGCCACCGCAAAGGAAACGAAACCGGAAGCCGAAAGGCCCGCGCGAAAAGAUACCCGAUGUGUCUGACUAUCUUCUGGAAGGCCGCGCGGGUUUGACUCAAGAUGCACCUGUGCAUCCUAUCUCCCCCAGUGCGGACGUGCUUAACGAGGAGCUGCUGGUUUCUACUAUCGACUCCGAGUUCCAGAUUGAGGACACCGCAGAUGAUGAGCUGCUCAUCGCCAAAGUGUGGCCGCGAGGAGCGAAAAUGGAGAAUGACGUCUCUCCCUUACCAGCAACCGCCCCUCCCCGAAAAAAGAAAAGGCAAAGACAUCAGCAGCCGGGCCAGAAAGCCCCACAAGAGACCGUCUCCCUCCGCAAAUCAAUAAACAGUCUUUUUUCCGACGAAGGUCCUGAUGCACUGCCGUGGUGGAAGGAUACACGUGCAGCUGCGGAGUUGAACAGCCCAUCCCAACGCCGUCCGUGUUUGUGGAUUGAGCUCUCCACGCGGUAUCACGAUACGCACGGCGCUCAGCUGCGCCAGCUGCUGGUGUAUUGGGGGUGCGUUCAUCAGCAGAAGUGCGAGCACCUAAAAUGGUCCGACAAAACUGGCUCUUCCGCUGCCGCUGCAGAUGCGCCAUCGUGUGUGCGGCCCACGAAGGCACCGAGUCGGCAUCGAAAACGGUCGCGUGCAAGCGAAGGGCGGAGCACUGACCGCACACAGCUGCCUUCUUCUCCUUCUCAGAGUGGUACUGGAAAAGGAGAUGGCGGCAUCGUAGUGUUUCUCUGCCCCCCAACAGUGUCUCUCGUGGACGCACUGCACUGGUGGACGCAGCGCGCGCACAUCGCGCACGGGUAUAUGCCUCCUCUCUUCGCCGUCUCCAUGACCGCAGAGAUGGCCAUUCCGCCAUCUGCUGCUGCUGCUGCUGCCGCUUCUAGCACCGCUGUGGCGGCGGCAGCGGACUUCUACGUAUCCGCAAAUAAUGUGGAUAGACUCCUGGCAAAAGCCGUGCUGCAUGCCUCGCUCGAUAUGCAACUGGACCCGGGUCGGAGUCUGGCCGUAUCGUGCAGCGCGGCCGGCAACACGGCCUUCGCUCAAAUCCUCUCACAAAACCAAAUCUACACUUCACUUCCUGCCUGCGCAGACGUGUUAGCCGAAAUGCUUCGUUUUCCAUCUACCGCUCAGCUUCUUGAAAGCGCUGCUGCAGCUGUGCCAAAGGAAGAGGUGGACGUAGGAAGUCUCGCGGCUGUCAUGGCCACCACAGUGUGUUCCUCCGACUCACUUUCUGAUCCGUGUAAUAGGGAGGUGGAAGAGUCGCGGCUGCCUGCUUCUCUGCAAGACAGAUAUUUUGAAGACCUUUGUAAGUGGAGCGGACUGGCUGCUCGACUGCGCGACAAGCCGCGACGACCACAACUGCUUCUCCACCGCGUAUGCGUGGACGUGCUGCCGGGUGCGCCAACGCAACUCGAAGAGGACACGGAGAGGAAGAGGUGGACCACCAUUUCCUCUGGCUCCCGUGUUUCCCCAGCAAGCAAGACCGCGCACUCGCUGCGAUGGCUAUGGCUCUCUUACGGUCUUGUCCGGCCUGCCACGCGUAACGAGGACACCUUCGUCAACGCCGCACGACGCGAGGCGCGACUGCUUGCCAGCCACGCACCGCCGGUGACGCUUAUGCCAAUCCACAUGUCCGCCCUCUCCCUGUUCGCCUCCCUGCUGUUUCGACGCGGCAAUUACGUCACGGCGGUAAAUGUGGUAGACGCACACGCCAGCACAUCGCAGCGGCGCUUAACGGACUACAUCUCCGGUUACAGCUGCGUCGUCACCGGCCCCAUGCGGUACGCCGUCUCUGCCACCGUGCGCCGCUACCUGCACGUGCGACUGAGCGUGAGCGUGGCGCCGCUUCUCGCGCUGUUCAGCGCUACGUCAACGUAUGGCGCUACCGCUGCAGCAGCAGACGACCGAAGGACUGCGCAGAAAGGCCACCUAAGGGCUAGAGCUGAAGUUACCACGACAACCGCAGCAACUGCAAGCCCUGCAACGUCACCAGAGGCGGCAGCGGUGCAGGCGGUGGUGCAUCUCGCACGCACCCAGUGGCGCCGUGUUGUUGGCUCCCUUUCCUGUACUUGCACGCCGGGCAUGUAUGAGCAGGUGUCGCACACCGAGGACGGGACCAAGGUGUGCCGACAUUUGGCAGAGCUCUUCUACUACUUCGUAACACAGCAGUUUCGCGUGCUGGCCGGUGGGCGGCGGGACUCUUUAUGGAUCUUUCAUGAGGCUGUUAGUGCUCCAGAGAGACGUUUGAAGCACGCGGUGAGGAGCGGCGCACCAUCAACACCAUCUCUUGCAAACGACCUUGCGGGUGGUAAGGGUGCUGUGAAGGACGGCGACAGUCGACCUGGUCCUCAAGCUACACCCGCCCAAUCAAGCGAUUUCUUGCAGCGAAUCAGGCGCAGAGGCGAGAAUGAAAGCAGUAAAGGUACCUUUACACAGGCGGCAGACACGCUGCUCAACAACGUGCCUUUGUCGGUGCUGUACAGUCUUUCGACGAGCACGUGGGCGAGCCGUGAAGACGACGACGAGGCGGACCCGCCCAGCAUCGGCGUGGGAGGGGAGGCGUUUCCUGCGGUGGCUUCUGAAGCCGGAUCCGCAAACGCGCCUGCUCCUUUCUCUGAGGCGUUGAACACCGCCUCUUUGCCAUUCAGAAAGAAGAAGCCGCAGUAUGCGUUGACAAGGGCACCUCUGCCAGGCUCAGAGGGCACGCCCGCACCACCGCCAUCUUCUGCUGCGGCUGCACAAGACUUUCACGCCGAAGCUCUCCAGUACGCGUUACAGUUUAUCUCCCAGCGUAGGCUGGCUGGUGAGACGGGAACGGCGCUGGAGGCCGUCCGUCUGAGUCCCAGUCCCGCAGCGCCUCCGACGCGAGUGGCCUCCACGACGGAGGCAACUUCUGCGACGCACUCCAGCGAACGAAUGCGAAGUCGCGAAGAGGAGGAUGAAGAGGCGCGGGCACUGCAGCUGGUGGAGCGGCUUCUGCGAAAUGCCUUACGCUGA
Molecule: messenger RNA, 5085 nt
Organism: Leptomonas pyrrhocoris
Lineage: Eukaryota; Euglenozoa; Kinetoplastea; Trypanosomatida; Trypanosomatidae
Exons: 1
Coding region: 913-5085 (1390 amino acids)
Source: RefSeq, a predicted model, not a curated record